AUGAAAUUUGGGGCUACAUUUACGAUUACGGCUCUCUCUUCUCUGUCUCUGUCUCUUUGUUUUUCGUUUUUCGUUUUCCCUCUCCUUCGUCUCCUUGGAGGGAAAAGCUUGCGACCCAAAACAAUUCCCCCAAAUCCCUCUUCCAAUUCCCCCAAAUCCCUCUCCUUCGUCUCGUUCGUUUUCAAAUCUAGGCUAGGGCUUUUCCCGGCCUCGCUCCACGAUUCCACCUCCCCCAUUCCUCGCCCGCUUCCGGUGCCGGCGGAGCCGAAAUCGCUCUGGUUUCCUUCGCUCGAGACGACCUCCUUCGGCCGCUGCUCCACCCCCCCUUCGUCGCCCGCUUCCGGUGCCGGCGGAGCCGAAAUUGCUCCGAUUUCCUUCAUUCGGGACGACCUCCUCCGGUCGCUGCUCCACCUCCCCCAUUCCUCGCCUGCUUCCGGUGCCGGCGGAGCCGAAAUUGCUCCGGUUUCCUUCGCCCGGGAAGACCUCCUCCGGCCGCUGCUCCUUGCGGAGUCCGUCCUCGUUUCUUGCCUCUUCUUUCCCCUUGGUCUGGACCGCGAUUCUGGGGCGAAUUUCGAGCCAGCAUCAGCUCAGAACUCCAGCAAUUUCAGCUUGGUGAGGUGCUUGAUUCCUGGUGGCAUAGUCUUCAACUAUUUGCAUCGCUGGAUGAUCAAUUUCUCCAGCUUAGACAUCGCUUCCUCCUCUAUCUGUACAAAUGUCAGCUUCUCAAAAUGAUCAAGACCUAAUAUCUUGAGCUUUUGAAACCCUUUAGCCUUGAAGCAUAGUGUUUGCCAAUCAUAAAGCUUUUGAACAGAUUGUUGGUUCUGUCAUCAUCCGCAUCUAUGUAGUAAAGCUUUUGUACAGAUUGAAGAGCUCCGAUU
This is a messenger RNA of Syzygium oleosum, 878 nucleotides long. RefSeq lists its product as uncharacterized. The record is from RefSeq and is a predicted model, not a curated record. The coding region runs from base 1 to 732 and encodes 243 amino acids. NCBI's taxonomy places the organism in Eukaryota, Viridiplantae, Streptophyta, Magnoliopsida, Myrtales, Myrtaceae. The transcript has 2 exons.